UUCAAAACAAGCGAGCAUGAGUUAUCUUUAACCUGAAAUAUUAUGUAGAAAUUGUUUCUGAAUCAACAAAUACCAGAGAAAAUGUUUAACUUGAGUAGGAAUUGUAAUAAAUUAGUAACAAUAUGCAAAUUGUCCUCUUGCAACUAUACAAUAUUCACUAAACUACCAAAGAAACUCGUUGAAACACAAAAUGUUACUAAAAAUCUUCCAUUAUUACAAUUUCCUCCAAAAAUAAGAUUCUACUGUUCUUCUGAAUCUGAUAUUCAUACACUGACUGAUGAAGAAAUAACUGAAAUAACAGGAGGAGAUGAAGACCAAAUCCACAAACUAAAAGUUCUUUUACUAGAAACCGAAGUCCUAAGACAAGAAGGAAAACCAGUGCCUUCACCAGCCAAAAUGAAAGUAGAACACUGGAAAGAGCUGCUCUCGAAAGAAACACGCACCGGCCGCCGAAAAUACCUCGACUUUUUAUUCAAAAUAGAAAAAAUCAAGGAAAACAGAAUCAUAAAGAAGCAACAGAAACAAUUAGAAAGAAAAGAACGACCGCCAAUUGAACAAGAACAAGAAGGUGCAAUCAGAUAUGAUCUGGGUCACAAUCACAUGUUCCUUAGGUUUUAUGAUUCCACAAUGAACAAUAUGUACAAUGCUAAACUCAUCAGAGCGAUGCAAUUCAGUCAGAAAAUUGUCAUUGACUGCGGAUAUCAUGAACACAUGACCAAAAGAGAGAAUAUCAAUUGUGCAAAACAAUUAAUGUUACUAUUUGCAGAAAAUAGAGCACAUGACGAUCCGUUUGACAUCCACUACUGCAACUUAAAGAAAGAUGCAGAGUUGGAAGACUACAUGCACCGAUUCAUCCCGACAAUGUACGAUCCAGAGUUUCCUCUCAAUGCGCAUGAGUCAAGUUAUUUAGAUUUAUUCCCCAAAGAAAAUCUCGUAUACUUAACACCGCAUUGCCGACAAGAACUGACAGAGUUUGAUCAUGAUGCGACCUACAUUAUCGGCGGGAUAGUCGACAAAAUCAACAACGAGCCUGUUUCCAUGGCGAAAGCCAAACGCGAAGGUUUAAAAAUGGCUAAAUUACCAUUAGACCAAUACUUACACUGGGGAAGCGGUUCGGGUAAAUCACUAACCUUAAAUCAAGUUUUAUCCAUCAUGUUAGACAUACGCAUGACAGGCGAUUGGAAUCAUGCCCUCCGCCAUGUUCCCAAACGUAAAAUAAUGCAAGAUGAUGAAUUCGCUAUGAUUAACCAAAGAAAAAACCCCUGGCAAAGCUCACGUGAAAGAAAUUACACACAACAAUCUGUAAGUAAUAAUUACAACAGAAAAACACCACCUGGCGACCAAAUCGCACCGUAGACAACCCCAGAAAAACAAUGAACGUUUAGUCCACUUAAAAAAUAUAUUACAAGAUUAACCAGC
Dalotia coriaria is the source of this 1419-nucleotide messenger RNA. It is a transcript of the gene rswl, whose product is annotated as tRNA methyltransferase roswell. Lineage: Eukaryota; Metazoa; Arthropoda; Insecta; Coleoptera; Staphylinidae. The transcript is spliced from 3 exons. Gene Ontology annotation, cellular component: mitochondrion; nucleoplasm; nucleus. The record is from RefSeq and is a predicted model, not a curated record. The coding region runs from base 82 to 1356 and encodes 424 amino acids. Gene Ontology annotation, biological process: positive regulation of mitochondrial translation; mitochondrial tRNA 5'-end processing. Gene Ontology annotation, molecular function: tRNA binding.